UCCUUCAAGUUCAACAUAGUUUGCUACUACCAAUGGCUACAACCAAGUUGGCAGCUCUUUGCUUCAUUGUCCUCCUUGGCAUUGGAGUGGCAAAUGCUGCAAGGGUAGCAAGAUAUGUUAGUGCCGGGGGUGGUGGUGGUGGUGGAGGGGGAGGUGGCGGUGGUGGGCAAGACGGUGGGUCAGGAUAUGGUUCUGGUUCUGGUUCUGGAUACGGUGAAGCUGGUGGGUCUGGGUCUAAUGGCGGGGCAUAUGCUCAGGGAGGCGGUCAAGGUGGAGGUGGCGGUGGAGGACAAUAUGGGGGUUCUGGAUCUGGUUAUGGUUCGGGUUCUGGAUACGGUCAAGCCGGUGGGUAUGGGUCCAAUGGUGGGGCAUAUGCUCAGGGAGGCGGCCAGGGUGGAGGUGGCGGAGGAGGACAAUAUGGAGGGUCUGGGUCUGGUUCCGGCUCAGGUUCUGGGUAUGGUCAGGCUAGUAGGAAUGGUCCUUAUGGAGGAGGCUAUGCUCAGGGAGGUGGUCAGGGUGGAGGUGGCGGUGGCGGACAAAAUGGUGGGUCUGGACAAGGUUCUGGCUCUGGCUCUGGAUAUGGUCAAGCUGGCGGAUAUGGGCCUUAUGAUGGCGGAUAUGUUCAGGCAGGUGGCCAAGGUGGUGGUGGUGGAGGCGGCCAAAGUGGUCAAAAUGGUAGUGGAUAUGGAAGUGGCUCAGGGAGUGGCUCUGGAAGUGCUGGCAGUGGUAAUCCAUAGGCCUUCUAUAUGGAUUUGGAUAUCUAAUAUACACCUUUACUAAUAUUGAGUAUUUCGGUAACGAUGAAUAAAAGGGCUUUAUGUGCCCUUGUAUUAAAAUUAGUCAUGUUGCAUACAAAAUGUGCUACUAUCAAUAAUGCAAGUGUGCUUGGCUUUUUGUGUGUAUCAAAUGAA
Messenger RNA from Sorghum bicolor (sorghum), 911 nucleotides. Its product is annotated as glycine-rich cell wall structural protein 2. The transcript has a single exon. The coding region runs from base 33 to 737 and encodes 234 amino acids. Lineage: Eukaryota; Viridiplantae; Streptophyta; Magnoliopsida; Poales; Poaceae. The record is from RefSeq and is a predicted model, not a curated record.